AUGCUCGCAAAUAUUAACCACUCCAUUGUCCAAUCUUCAGGAAUAGUGGCAUCUUCCGUUGCUGCCAAAAGACUACUAUCCACAUCCAGAUUGUUGAUGUUUGAGAACGUUCAAGGAUCCAAGUCCCCAAUUGACGCCAACAAGAAUGGUAACGGCUCGUACGCCUCUUUUGCGCAAUACCGUCUAAAGGUGACACAUGAGGACCCACUUAGUACAAGUGCGAGGAGAUCUCAGCUGCUUAACAAUUCCUCCAAGAGUCUGUCUGAAUCGCUAACAGGUCGUUUUCUUGGUCUUGCCAAGUCGUUCGGCUACGGCAAACAGUGA
Kuraishia capsulata CBS 1993 is the source of this 324-nucleotide messenger RNA. RefSeq lists its product as uncharacterized. Bases 1 to 324 code for a protein of 107 amino acids. The record is from RefSeq and is a predicted model, not a curated record. The transcript has a single exon. NCBI's taxonomy places the organism in Eukaryota, Fungi, Ascomycota, Pichiomycetes, Pichiales, Pichiaceae.